Colletotrichum spaethianum is the source of this 1182-nucleotide messenger RNA. RefSeq names its product serine--tRNA ligase, cytoplasmic. The transcript is spliced from 2 exons. The record is from RefSeq and is a predicted model, not a curated record. Gene Ontology annotation, molecular function: threonine racemase activity; ATP binding; pyridoxal phosphate binding. NCBI's taxonomy places the organism in Eukaryota, Fungi, Ascomycota, Sordariomycetes, Glomerellales, Glomerellaceae. The coding region runs from base 1 to 1182 and encodes 393 amino acids. Gene Ontology annotation, biological process: pyruvate biosynthetic process; L-serine metabolic process; D-serine biosynthetic process.
AUGGCCGACCUCUCCACCUGCCCGCCCCUGACCCGGGCGUCGGUCGUUGAAGCCCACAAACUCGUCAAGCCGCACGUUCACUACACCCCUGUUCUCACCAACAAGACCCUCACGGCGCUGGCCUCGACGCCCCGGAACGUGGAGGACCUCAAGGGCACCAAGUGGGAAGGGCGCACGCCGGCGAAGCCCGUGCUCCGGUUAUGGUUCAAGUGUGAGAACCUGCAGCGCAUCGGCGCGUUCAAGGUUCGCGGCGCAUUUCAUGCAGUCGAGAGGCUGAAGCAGGAACCGGGCUGGCUUGAGAAUGGUGGCAAGGAAAAGGGCGUUGUCACGCACAGCUCAGGAAACCAUGCCCAAGCCCUCGCACUUGCGGCCAAGGAAAGCGGUAUACCGGCCCACAUUGUUAUGCCGAAUAUCUCCCCACCCAACAAGAUCGCUGCAACGCGUGGGUACGGCGCCAAUGUCGUCUUCAGCGGCAGCACCUCGGUUGAGCGUGAGGCCGUUGCCGACAGUGUCAUCGCCGAGACGGGCGCUCGGCUCGUCCCGCCCUACGAUCACCCGGACAUCAUGCUUGGCCAGGGCACCAUGGGCCUCGAGCUGCAGGAGCAGGUGCGCGAUCUCAUGGCUGCGGGGCAUUCCGCCGCAAACCCGACGUUCAACUCGACGGGUCUGCCUUUGUCCGACAGCAAGUCAGGAAUCAAGGGGUUGAAUGCCAUCAUGACGCCGUGCGGAGGCGGGGGUAUGCUCUCCGGCGUCGCGCUCAGCUGCGAGGGCACGGGGAUCAGGGUGUUCGGCGCGGAACCCGAGUUCGAGGGCGCCGAUGACUGUAAGCGCGGCUUUGAGGCCGGGAAGCGGGUUGAGAGCGUGAAGACCCUGACCAUCGCUGACGGCCUGCGGACGCCGGUGGGAAAGCACCCAUGGAGCGUCAUCUACGAGCGCCGGCUGGUGGAGAACAUGUUUAGUGUGUCCGAGGAGGAGAUCAAGGCGGCGACGAAGUUGGUGUUUGAGCGCUUCAAGCUGGUCGUCGAGCCAAGCGGCGCCGUGCCCUUGGCUGUGGCGCUGUUCAACGAGGACUUCAGGGCCAUGGUGGAGAGGGAGGCAGGCGAGGAGGGGUGGGACCUAGGGUUGGUAUUUAGUGGUGGGAAUGUUGCGAUUGAGGGGCUGCUGAAGAUAUUUGCGGCAUGA